Messenger RNA from Pelodiscus sinensis (Chinese soft-shelled turtle), 1830 nucleotides. RefSeq names its product vasoactive intestinal peptide (gene VIP). The record is from RefSeq and is a predicted model, not a curated record. Gene Ontology annotation, biological process: epinephrine secretion; adenylate cyclase-activating G protein-coupled receptor signaling pathway; regulation of protein localization. Gene Ontology annotation, molecular function: neuropeptide hormone activity; peptide hormone receptor binding. Lineage: Eukaryota; Metazoa; Chordata; Testudines; Trionychidae. Gene Ontology annotation, cellular component: neuron projection; extracellular region.
GACGUCUCCCAAGUAACGUGAUCGCUUUUUCUGAGGCAGAAACGUGGUCCUAUCUAUAACCCCUAUAAAACGAGGCGGUUGCAAGGGCUGAGCAGAGUGUACUGAAGGGGAGAGGAAGCAUCAGUCAGCUGAAGGAGGAGGGCUAGGCAACACCACUGAAGCAGCAGCCCCAGCCAGCCCAAAGGAGCCAGCCCCAUAGUCGUUCACCUUCAGCACCCGGGACAGCGCAGGGCGAGCAGCAGAGGAAUUCAGCACCUCGGAGAACUCCCCACGCCGGGCGGACUUUCCAGGAGAAAACACCGUGUCCCUGCCUCGUCCACAACGAUGGAACACAGAAGCAGCUCUCAGCUUUUUCUGUCUUUUACACUCUUCAGUGUUCUCUGCUUGCCAGCUUUGGCAUUACCUCCUUUGGGGACGUACUCAGCUAUGAGUAGGUUGGGAAACAGAAUGCCAUUUGAUGGAGCAAGUGAACCUGAUGGAGCCCAAGGGUCAUUAAAACCUGAAACUGACAUUUUGCAAAACACACUACCUGAAAAUGACAAAUUCUAUUUUGACAUAUCUAGAGCUAUGGAUAGGAAUGCAAGACAUGCUGAUGGACUUUUCACCAGUGGGUACAGUAAACUUUUGGGACAACUUUCUGCAAGAAGAUAUCUUGAAUCACUUAUUGGAAAACGGGUUAGCAACAACCUUAUGGAUGAACAGAUGCCUGUCAAACGUCACUCUGAUGCUGUCUUCACUGACAACUACAGUCGAUUUAGAAAGCAAAUGGCCGUGAAGAAAUAUUUAAACUCAGUUUUAACUGGAAAAAGAAGCCAAGAAGAGUUAAACCCUACCAGCCUUCGAGAUGAAACAGAAUUGCUUGAACCUUCCUUUUCUGAAACUUAUGAUGAUGUUGCAGUAGAUGAACUCCUGAAUCAUCUCCCUUUGAGUCUCUGAAGGAGAAUUGAUAAAAUCUUUGACAAGAACAAACUAUUUUUUGAGUUCCACAUAGUAUUUCAAAGAAAUGAUACAGUAUUCAAACCAAAACAAAUAUGUUGUGAAGUGACAGUUGUGAUAUAUUUGUUUCUGAUAUAAUAAAAGUUGAUGUUUACACUGUAAAUAUUACUUUAGAAAGCUCUACCUAAAGCUGUACAUAUGUAUGCUAGUCUAACUCAUGAAAAUCCUGUGAUUUCAUAUGAUGUAAAUCCUUUACUUCAAUAAAUGCAUUUGAAAAAGGAGGAAUGCACACUAGAAGACAGCACCAAAUUACUGAUUAACUGACUUAGUUUAACUAUAGGAACUCUUCAGGUAAAAUUGCGCAAUGCAAUGGAUACAUUCACAGACAAUUUAAUAAAUAAAGACAAAAGAGCAUAAAAAGGAAUUGUGUUCUGUAUGUUCACACUGUAAGAAAAGAUUGCUGGGGAUAGGAUCUAUACAAAAAUACAUUCUAACCAUUUAAAAUAAUCUGUACAAAAAUACAUGUUAAUCAUUUAAAAUGAUUAGAUCCUUCAAAGAACCAUAUCCUCCUCCAUUUUGAAUAUUUUCACACUAUACAAUUUAAGUUAAAGCCAGUAAUAUUUCUUUAUUUUUAAUGGUGACCCCUUUUUAAUCCAGAUAUGUGGAAGCACAUAGAAGAAGGAGGGCAGGGAGGAAGCUACCCUUUAUGUUUGAUAUGCUAAAGUCAUAGCAGUAAGUUUCUUCUACAUUUGAUUGUGUAUAACUUUGCUGAUGAGCGCAUUCCUUAUAUAUAAAGUAGACCUGGAGACAGUUUACUAUUUUUUCAAAAUGAAUGUAACUUAUGAAAUACACAGACAAUAAAAACAUUUUAUUAUCACUGCAACUAUUAUUGGU